AUGGACAUCGACGAGCAGGAGGCAGCGCGGGCAAAGGAAGCGCGGGCCGAGAUGCUCCAUGUGAUGGGGAGCGCCUCGACAAUGGGAGCCACCCCGACAGAGGCGACCACACCGGCACCCACGGAGUCGACUCAGGCGGAGGAGGACGAGGCUCAGCGCCGCUCCAAGUGGCAGAAGCCAGCAGCCAAAGGCGGCAAGGGCGGCUCACAGGUAGCCGACAGCUGGUCGGAGCAAUUCUCCCAGGGCACAGUCAAGAGCCCUCUUCGGCUGAUGCUGUUCAUGGCAAUGAUGGAACUGCUUCGCACUCAAGCGGAGGAGACCUUGGCCGACACGGAGAAGCUCCAGAGGUGCAUGAAUGUAGGGUGGACUGUGGAAGGAGAAAACGCCCUCAGCCCGGCAUGGGUUUAUCAUGCCUGGGACCCGGCAGCCAAGAAGCAGAUCAAGGCCGACACCGCACCCUUGAAGCAUGUGGAGGCCUUAAAGCAGAUCGAUCUGCUGCUCCUGCAUGCCCCGCGCGAGGGAGUGCUGAAGAACUUCAAGACGGCGAAGAAGAUGUCGCCGAAGGACCAGUACACGGCCGAGGUCCUCCCCUUCAUGGUUUCGAUCGGCCUACGCGGGGAGUCGAGCCAGAUCUGCUACAAUGCCCUUCGGCUGCUCAGCGGGCUGGCGGUGACAAAGCUGAUCGGAGUGAGGGUGCGGCCAGAACGUGGCCAGGAGUCGCAGCUUGUGAAGCAGUUGAAGGAGUCCUACAUGGGGACAGCCUACUGCGACUGGACCAGGCCGAGCGCGCCCUGGAACAGCGAUGCCUAG
Messenger RNA from Symbiodinium necroappetens, 810 nucleotides. NCBI's taxonomy places the organism in Eukaryota, Dinophyceae, Suessiales, Symbiodiniaceae. The record is from the annotation of a GenBank genome assembly.